Molecule: messenger RNA, 3371 nt
Organism: Priapulus caudatus
Lineage: Eukaryota; Metazoa; Priapulida; Priapulimorpha; Priapulimorphida; Priapulidae
Product: N-alpha-acetyltransferase 60-like
Exons: 7
Coding region: 161-880 (239 amino acids)
Biological process (GO): N-terminal peptidyl-methionine acetylation
Cellular component (GO): Golgi membrane
Molecular function (GO): histone acetyltransferase activity; protein-N-terminal amino-acid acetyltransferase activity
Source: RefSeq, a predicted model, not a curated record
AUGCUCAUUUGUCUGUGUGAUGUUUUCUUUAACGAACAAAAUUUUCUCCGAACAAAACUCAUUCACUGCCGUUUUAUCUUCCCUUCCUGGGAAUUACAUUUUGCUUCAUUAUACUUAAGAAAUGUGUAUGACAAUUAAGUAAUCACCCAGGAAGAUUUGAAUGCAAUCAGGACGUGGGGACUGUAUCGUAAGCGAGAUCCAGCUACGCUUCCUAGUCCCCGACGACAUCGAUGAUGUGAAGGCUCUCUGCAAGGACUGGUUCCCUAUCGAGUAUCCUGAGGUAUGGUACAAGGAGAUUACCUCAAACCCCGAGUUCUAUGCGCUCGCAGCUAUUUACAAUGGCAGUAUACUAGGCCUCAUCGUUUCCGAAACGAAAACCCGGGCCAAGUGCAAUAAAGAGGAUCAGGAUCUAUUAGCAAAUAGUUUCCCAAGUGGCACUCAGGUAGCAUACAUACUAAGCCUUGGUGUUGUUAAAGAUUACAGAAGACAUGGCAUUGCUUCCCUAUUGCUCGACAAUCUCAUCUCCUACCUGUCUAGUCCCGAACGUUCAAACUGUAAAGCGAUCUAUUUGCAUGUGCUCUGCACGAACAAGACGGCAAUUCGUUUCUACGAGAGACGUUACUUCACUCAACAUUGCUACUUGCCCUACUACUACUCUAUACAGGGAGUUUCCAAAGACGGAUUCAGUUACGCACUGUACAUCAAUGGUGGGCAGCCUCCCUGGAGCUUCAUGGACUACGUCAAGCAGUUUGGUUCGGUGCUGGCCAAGCUGCAGCCAUGUGCGAUACCGCAGAGAAUGGUGCGCGGCGCAGGACACUGGCUCUGCAGAAUGGUGUCUGGCGUCACGGUCGCUGACUCACACAUGGACCACAAGCUGUAGCACGCUGCCUCCUCGCCUACUCAUGCAGAAGUAACACGUGCAACAUGGGAGCCCUGUAGCUUGCUGCCUCUUCACCCGGCAGCAGAGGUAACAUAUGCACAACAUGCGAUUAUUCGCAGGUUUGAUGUCAUGGGUAGUUACCGUUAGGUAACACAUGGAGUACAGGCUGUAACCUGGCAUUUUUUCUUAGCAAAAUUGAGGAUAUCCAAGAUCGGCAGUUUUGACUGAUGUUUGAUCUGUGUCUUUUUUUUCUGUGGAAUGUUAGAUUUCGUGAAAAGCACGACCCAUGUCAUCAAAACCUGCAGCAAGUAAAAACCAUGCUUGUAAAGUUAAUAUACAAUGGAAAGUCCAUAAUGGCAAUAAUGGUCUACCUAAAAUCCUGAGGAUGAGGUUAGUUGACAUGAGUGCAAUAGUAAAGCAGCGUGCUAGCCUGGAAAUUGCUUGUACCAUGAAUGACCUUGUGUCAAGGUUGUCUUGUAAUAACUUUAUCAAUGUAGAUAUUUACAUUCUAAACUAUUAGAAAAAACAGUUAAAUGUGUUCCACCGUAGUCCUAUGUACGCUUUCACAGCAAUGUUAAGAUGUGUUAUAUAAUCAGCAGUGCAUAAUAAUAGAGAAGUAUGACUCGCUGAAAAUACAAGAAAUUUAACAUUUCCAUGCCCUUAUUUACCUACCAUUUAUUACGCAAAACCCAAUAAACCUGACAUCAGAAGUAGCGUUGUACAUCCAACUUGCCCUCACACUUUACUUUGCAUUUGAUACCUCUUCUUAUUAUGUAGUUAUAGCUUCGAACGUCAGACAUGGUUUUGGUCAUUGACGUGGUAAAUUGGUUUAGGUUUAUUCAAGGAUUAUUUCCUCUCGAUUGCGGGAACAAGAGGCAGCUCGCUCUGCGACACCUGUUGGUGGAGUUCAGCAGCGAUUUGCAACUCGCAAACUAGUAGCGGGCUCUGACCGCUGGCUGACCCACGCCACAGCGCGCAGUGCAGAUAAAAAGAUAUUGUAUGACAUGGUUAUAUAAAAUAAUCCGUAAUAAGCUUUCGUUUUGGCGACAUUUUGGCAGUUUUUACAAUGUGACCUCGCGAGAAAUACAUAGUAAGAAGAGGUAUCGAAACAAAGUAGUGUGAGGGCAAGUUGGAUGUACAAUGCUAGUUCUGAUGUCAUUUUUAUUGGAUUUCACGUAAUAAAGCAUAGGUAAAUUAUGGCAUGGAAAUGUUUAAUUUUUUGUGCUUUGAUCAUGUCAUACAUAUUAUUACAUACACUCCUGAUAUAAUACGACCAGGAUACUUGCAUUAAUACCCUAUCGCUUUUAAGUUGUAGUAUAAGAUAAUGCAUAGACACAAUAAAUGCAAGUAGCAUGCACUCAAACUGUAGUCUUGCAACUACUCGGCAAUUAUAUACUUCUCAGUCAUCAGACCCCUCUCAAAAAACCUUGUAGUUUCAUGAAAAGGUAAACUUCAAAUAAUUAAAAUGAUAAGGCAGUGAUACCCACUACUUCUUGCAGCAUGUAAUAUUAGUAGGAUAAAUAUAAUGUAUUUCUAGUCAUAACCAUUUAACCGCUUGUAUUUAAAACAGUAAGUGUACAUUUAUGUAUCAUGUAGCCAUCACGUAUGUAUAGUUUCUAUGCUGAAACAUUUUGGUAGCAAAUUAAACUGGUGAUGUAUGCUGCCAAGUGCAGUUUUGUCACAGAUACACUAUAUUUAGUGCCAGAGUGAGGGGUACACCUAUGUUACACUUCGCGAUGAGUCAUAUGACUUCUGACUGCUAUCACGUUAAGAGCAUUGUACUUAAUUACUCUCCGAUAAUGCACUGUGACAUAGUACCAAAAUUGUAUUGAUGAUUUUAAACCGUAGAUGUAAAUAUUAAGUCUGUAUAUUAAGGAUUGUUGUGUGAGUGCUGCGAGAGAGACUGUUGCUACUAGUUCAGAUGCACGUUUGCAAUGAUCAUUGUGAGGGGUUGUUUCACCAGUGGAAGAGCUCAUUUUCACAGUGCUUUGUUGGGUGAGAAAGUAAAACUACGGAGAACCAAUUGCAUGUUAAUUUCCUAUCCUAAAGUCCCUGAAUUUCAUCUCAAGGUCACAUUAUGUUAAGAAGCUAACUCUUUGGGCUGCCUGCACAUGAGAGGAACUACCACGAGACUGCAUCACUAGAAAUCACGCUUUUAAUGAGCAGCAGAUAGUGUGCCUUUUAUAGUAAUGUGCGUGCACCUAUUAUUUUGUAAGAAACAAACGCAGCAGAGAAACGCCAUUGACCUAUUCUAUGCCAGUAUUUUGUAACUGUAUUCGGAUGCAGGGAAAAGGUCUCGUGGCAAGAUGCAAAUUGUACCAAAGUAAAUCUCCUAGUAUUAUCACGUGGUUAAGGUUCCACUUUGCCAAGAUUAGAUCGGUGUCUACACUUCAGAGACGUGCGCCUAGCAUCUCUUCACGAAACAGUUCAACCGUAUAGUAGUGUUAAAUUAUUCGUAAAUAAAUCAUGAAAUUUGACGAUACAAACUUAA